Lotus japonicus is the source of this 1500-nucleotide messenger RNA. Its product is annotated as pentatricopeptide repeat-containing protein CRR2, chloroplastic-like. Bases 2 to 1135 code for a protein of 377 amino acids. Gene Ontology annotation, biological process: RNA modification. Gene Ontology annotation, molecular function: RNA binding; protein binding. The record is from RefSeq and is a predicted model, not a curated record. NCBI's taxonomy places the organism in Eukaryota, Viridiplantae, Streptophyta, Magnoliopsida, Fabales, Fabaceae. The transcript has a single exon.
UAUGCCUAUAUCUUCCAUCAUUCUUGAACAGAUAUUUGAAAAGUUCAAUGCUUCUCCAACGUUUCCUUCUGGAAUGGCCAAGCAUCAGGAACUCGUGCCAUUCUACGCCACUCUACUCGAAGCUUGUUCUUACUCGAAGAACUUGAAGAAUCUGAAGCAAAUCCACGCCCACACCAUCAGACUAGGAAUUUCACGCAAUGACUUCAUCAAAACCAAGCUCGUAUCAUGCUACGCUUCCUGUGCCCAAUUGCACCAAGCCAACAUUCUCUUCUCCUUCACCAAUCGCCAACCCACUUUCCUCUUCAACUCCCUCAUCAGAGCCAAUGCCUCACUCAAUCUCUUCUCCCAUUCCCUCUCGCUCUUCCGCCAUAUGCUCCGUUCCUGGAAGCCCUUUGAUCGGCAAACGCUACCUGUGGUGCUUAAAUCCUGCGCUGGGUUAACGGCGUUGCGGCUUGGUCAGCAGGUACAUGGAGCUGUUUUGGUUAAUGGGUAUGGCUUAGAUUUGGCAAAUUCGAAUGCUUUGAUUGAUAUGUAUGGGAAGUGUGGUGUUUUGUAUUGUGCGCGCAGGGUGUUUGAUGGAAUGCCGCAGAGGAAUGAGAUCACGUGGUCGACUAUGAUGAAGGGUUACGGAACGCAUGGGGAGUUUGGAGAGGUGUUUGAGUUGUUUGAUGGAAUGGUGGAGGGAGGGGUGAGGCCUGAUGGUGUGACUUUUACUGCUGUUUUGACUGCUUGUAGUCAUGGGGGGUUUGUAGAGAAGGGGAGGGAGUAUUUUGAGAUGAUGGAGGCGAGGUUUGGGGUGAAGCCUGGGCUGCGGCAUUAUACGUGCAUGGUGGACAUGUUGGGGAGGGUUGGGCUGUUGGAGGAAGCUGAGAAGUUAGUUUGGGGAAUGGAUGUUGAGCCUGAUGAAGCUUUGUGGGGUGCCUUGUUGGGGGCAUGUAGAACUCAUGGGAAUGUUGAGUUGGCUGAGAGAGUUGCGGACAGGGUUUAUGGGAGCAGAAUAAUGUCUUGUACACCCUUCUCUUUCACUCACACCGAGAGUCAUGUAAGAAGAGAAGAGAGAGAUAUGAGUGAUAUGAUCAGUGAUGCGAUAGAAAAUGCAAAGAGAGAUAGAAAAAAAAGAGCGGAAAUGAGGUGAAAAAAAUAGAAGAAUGUUUAUAAAUCACUACUCGUUAUCAGCGGGAAGCGGAACCGUGUGUUACCUCAUCAGUUUGAAUUUUACUGAUGUUAGGAUGACCCCAUUACACCCGGUGAAAAAAAAGGUGAUAUGAUGAAAAAAAGAAGAUAGUGAAGAAAAAGAAAGGGGUGAAAUUAGAAUUGAAGAGAAAGUGGUUGUGAAAGGAUAAUUUUUUUUAAUUUAAAUGUACAUUUUAUUUAUUCGUUUGAAUUGAUUGUAGUCAAUCAUUCUUAUGGUCAUUGCAGACUUGGUAAAUUUGGUGAUGUUGAAAGUAGGAAGGAGUGAGCACCAAAUCUUAUCGUUAAUUAUCUCUUAUUUUUCGCUCU